This is a messenger RNA of Mizuhopecten yessoensis (Yesso scallop), 7556 nucleotides long. Its product is annotated as receptor-type tyrosine-protein phosphatase kappa-like. Gene Ontology annotation, biological process: protein dephosphorylation. Lineage: Eukaryota; Metazoa; Mollusca; Bivalvia; Pectinida; Pectinidae. The record is from RefSeq and is a predicted model, not a curated record. The transcript has 29 exons. Gene Ontology annotation, molecular function: protein tyrosine phosphatase activity. The coding region runs from base 52 to 3498 and encodes 1148 amino acids.
UUGUGAUAGAGCAGACACCUCCCGUUUUAUACGGUACACAGUACAUGUAGAAUGGGGGUGUGUAGUAUAUGGCUGCUGAUGGUUCUGUGUCUCCUAUCAACUUUAAAGAUUGUCACCGCAUCAGUUAACACAUGUCGUUAUCCUAAUGUCAAAAUCACCACUCAAAGUUCAAACCACAGUGAUAACUAUCCUAGUCGUAAGGCGGUAGAUGGCUGUACAAAACAGACAUUCGACGAGCCAUAUUGUUGCUCACAUACAGCACCAGGUCUACAGCAGGCAUGGUGGCAAGUUGAUCUAGAGGGACCGAUCGUUAUGGAAUACGUCCGAAUAUACUACAGAAAUGAAACAGAAGAGCAAAAGAAACGAUUUGGUGGCUACCAAAUAUACCAGUCGAACACGUCGGAUUGGCGGGUCGGUCACCGUUGCCGUAUAGACAGAACAUCUACGUCGAAAGAGUUAUCAUUUACCCAAAAGAUCCGAUGUCCAGGAAUCGCUCAGUUCCUGACUAUUUACAGCGACAGACGGUCGCCUGAUCGAUCGUGGUACUCAAAGAAGGCUAUUCUGGAGCUUUGCGAGGUAGAAGUAUAUGGUUGUCCAUUGGGGAAAUAUGGUAAAGGCACUUGUGAAUCAGAUUGUGCUGCAGGAUGUGCCAAUAGCCUGUGUGAUCCAGUGACUGGAGAAUGCAAAUACUGUGCUGAUGGAUACUAUAAGGAUGGAUCUUUAUGUAUAGAAUGCCCUUCAAAUUGUAACGAUGACGUAUGCGAUGUAGAAUCCGGUGUUUGUUCUGCGUGUACUCCCGGGUAUUACGGCAGACAUUGUUAUCAGACUUGUCUAUUCAACUGUAAAGAUAACCGAUGUAUACAAAGCAAUGGAAAGUGUAAAGAUUGUGAGAAUGAAUUCUUUGGAUCGUCUUGUGAUGAAUGCUCUAGUGGUUGUACCGAUCGUGUCUGUGACAAAAUAUCCGGAAACUGUAGUCCAUGCAAACCUGGAUAUUUUGGUGAUACCUGCAACACAAGCUGCCCGUCCAACUGUAAAGGGGAUAUAUGUAAUCAGAACAGUGGACUAUGUACAGCAUGCAAACCUGGAUAUUUUGGUGAUACCUGCAACACAAGUUGCCCGUCCAACUGUAAAGGGGAUAUAUGUAAUCAGACCAGUGGACUUUGUACAGCAUGUGAACCUGGUUUCUUUGGACACAAUUGUAAUAUGUCAUGUUUUGGUCAUUGUAACAACGAUGAAUGCCAACAGAACAACGGGACGUGCAUAGCUUGUAUGAAUGGAUAUUUUGGACUUGACUGUGAAGAGGAAUGUGGACAGUGCAGUGAUGUAUCCUGUAGUAGGUCCGACGGGCUAUGCUUAUGUAGCAACAUGACACACGGGACAUGUGGGUGUAAAAAUGGCUGGGGAGGAACGCAUUGCACUACAAAGAAUGAGAUUUCAAUCUCAGACGACCAAACCGAAACGCAUGCUGGGGUUGGUGUCGGUAUUGCUGUUGGAGUGGUGAUUGCGAUUGGUCUCGUAAUAGCAAUUGUCGUUAUCCGUAGAAGGAAACGAUUACCAAAACACAAAGACAAUCAACGUGAAAGCAGCAGCAGCAGCAACAGCAGCAAGACGAUGGGAAAUGUAGAGUCUUUACCAAUCCCGCUUGGAACACCAAACCAGCAAAGAAAUAAUGGAGAUACCAGAAGUGAAGACAGACAGGUUUACGUGAACGUACACAACAUUGACCCCAAAACUGAUAAUGACGUCGUGUAUAACAACAUUGACGUCACCGGUGUCCCUAUUCAUGAACUGCGGUCUAUCAUUGAUAGCAAGCUUGAAAAUAAAGCGUCAGCAUUUCAAGUGGAAUUUCAGACGUUUCCAUGGGGAGCGGAACGUCCCCACGAGGCUGGAAAAAAGACAUCAAACAAACCGAAGAACAGAUUCAAGACAACUUUCCCAUAUGACCAUUCCAGAAUAGUUUUAGAUACAAACGGCAAAGAUAUCGAUACAAGCUACAUCAACGCAAAUUAUAUCGAUGGUUUUGAAAACGAAAAAGAAUACAUUGCCAGUCAAGGACCGAAGCCAAACACUCUGGACGACUUUUGGAGGAUGGUGUGGCAGGUGAAUUCUGGGAAGAUUGUUAUGUUGACAAACCUCGUGGAGGGUCGCAAUGUAAAAUGUCACAAAUACUGGCCCGAUGAAGGAGAAUCACUUGUUACACAGACAUUUGAGCUCAAACUUGACAGAGAGAGGACCUAUGCCUUCUAUGUCAUCCGUGACAUUUCAAUCACUCUUAAAAAGACAAAGGAAGAGCGUCAGGUCCAUCAGUUUCACUUUACUACAUGGCCUGAUCAUGGAACUCCGGACACGUACGAACUCGUUCUUUUCGACCGCCGUGUGACGUCAUACAACACACCACUGACGGGACAAAUGAUUGUACACUGCAGUGCUGGAAUUGGGAGGACUGGUACCUAUAUCGGUUUAGAUGCAUUACUUUCUCAUGGCAAGAAAACGGGAAAAGUUGACAUACCCAGAUACAUCAGAACCAUGAGGACUGGUAGAAUGAACAUGAUCCAAACUUAUGAACAGUACAUCGCUUUGCACGAAUUACUUGUGGAAGGAUUCAAUUUACAAGAAUCACUCAUUUUUCGAGUGAAUUUCCCCGCUGUACUAGAAACAAUGUGUCCUACGAAUGCACCAGCGAAUCAGACAAGGACUCAUCGGGAAUUUAAGGUGUUAAAAACAUUAACUCCAAACUACUCCCUGAGUUGUUUUAAAGCUGCGUUACUGGCAGAAAACAUGGAAAAGAACCGGGAUAAGGCCAUUCUAGCAGCGGACAAGUACAGACCAUUUCUUCAGUCACAAUUACCGAACAUGACAGAUUACAUCAAUGCUGUAAUGAUACAGUCACACACUUCGAUGUCUGGGUAUCUGAUGACACAGUUUCCUUUAGUGGACACCAUCGAUGACUUCUGGACAAUGGUGUUUGACUACAGCUGUGAAAACAUUGUCGUUCUUGGAAAACCACCAGAGAAAGAGGCUUGGCUUCGAGAAGAGGGCGGAGGCUUUGCUGCAGGAAAUUCCAUUUCAGUAAAAAAGUUGCAGGAUCGAUCUCCAAACACCGAGUUGGCUAUUGUAGACUACCAAGUUGAAAGAGAGAUAUCCGGCAGUGAGACUAUCAGGAUCUUCAGCAUGUCUAAGUGGUCAUCAAACUCGUUACUGCCUCCAUCUGACUCGUCUCUUCUCCAACUGUUGGAACAGCUAGACAGUCGGCGACGGUCAGACAACACAAGACCUGUUGUUGUCAUGUGUCGGGACGGAUGCACACAGAGUGGACUGUUCUGUUGUAUAUCCAAUAUCAGAGAUCAAAUGAAGAUGGACGAAGAGGUGGACAUAUUCCAAAUAACAAGGCAGUUGAAAAAACGGAGACCAGAGGCGCUAGAAAAUGUUGAGCAAUAUCAGUACUGCUACAACAUUCUGGGGCUAUAUCUGGAUUCAACUGACGUGUACGUGAACUGAAGAGACCUCAAUGCGUGUUUAGUGUAACACUCCAAAAGCAUAUGGAUUCACAUUUACUGAAAAUAAUCCAGUGAGAACAUGUAUAUCGUUACACUUAAAGUGUUGACUUUGUUUGAUUUCCUGCAUCUACUUACAAUAAUUUAUUUAAUCCCUUCAUAUUUUAAGUGAUUAUUAUAAACAGCACCUGUAUAGCAAUAUACUAAACGUGAAGAUAUCAUAUCUAUACAAUGAACGACUGAAAACUGGUUCAGCUUAUGGAGCCCAAAUAUGAAAAAUGUAAGAUGUAGAAAAGAUUCCUACCUACUUCCAUAUUAACUGAAUUUAACUCAACAUUGACUGUGGGCUCACAGCAGAACAACACAUUUGUGCAUCAACAGAACAAAGCCAAUGUGUAUUUUAUUUAACCUUACUUGAAGUAAAGAUAUAGCGCCUAUCGGAUAAUACAAAAGACUAUAUAAAUAAUUCAUGCUUAUGCAUCAUUAUAUUGAAAAUGUGUUUCCUAUAUAACAUAAACAUAAUUAUUUAAUAGAACAGGUUACGCACAUCAAUUUGACUUUUUAUUGAGUUUUAUUGACUGAUUUAUGCUGAUAAGGCAUUUAUCUACGGUUUACUUAGAAUUUCAUGUGGUAUUGGACAUAUUUGACAUAAUAAUCCACUCUCUCUCUUGCUCUUAUUUAUAUGCAUCUUGAUCUUGUGAAACAUUAUACUAUAAAAUAAAAUGUAGGUCAAUGUGGCAUAUAGUUUCCGGUUCACUGACUUUGAUUAGAAUUGUCAUGAGCUCCGUUUAUCUAAGAAUUAAGUCCCUUAAUUAUCAAAUGUUAUAUGAUAGUACACCUUCGUAAUUGCUGAACAUCAAAUUAUAUGUAGUUCACUGUAACCUGUUUUUUUCGCUUUUUUUUCUUAUUUACGUCAAAGAACAGUUUUUGUACUAUGUAUUGUAUAUAAUACGUAUUACUCAUUGCUUUUUCUCCAUAUAUGUACCAUUUUUUACUACUUACAUUCACCUUUUCAUACUUUAAAUUUCUAUUUAAUUGCCUGACCUAAUUUGUUUAGUGAUGUUUAUAACCCAAUUAUAGUUUAUUCAGUGCCCGUAUGUCAGUUUAGUCAUUCUGAAAGCGAAGCAUCUAUGUUGGUAACAUCUUACUCUUACCAUUUCUGACGAGCCAUCGACAAUAUUUAUCUGGCUCCGAACUAUCUUUGUCACAUUAAAUUUAUAUAUAUAAUUAUAUAGUAUUCCGUGUGUUUUCAUAAAAGGAGCUUUGAUUGUAAUAAGUUAAUCUAUAAACGUUUACAUAUAGCUGAGUUAUAAUAAUUGACCAUGGGGAACUAAACAGUGAACUUGAAGUAAAUUGACUUAAUCGUUAAGAGAAACUUUAACAUUUGAUAAUUGCGAUAGUAUUUAUGUAUGUUAUUAAUCCAUACAGGAUUAAUGAACUAAUUGUAUGCUAUCGUAUGUUGCAUUUAAACCAUCUGGUGUUUUAAUACUUUGCUCUUCAAACCUUCAAUUCACGGUAAUGGUUUGUUUUAUUUCGUACAUUUUAUCCCAGGCGACCAUGUUUAUUAAUUGAUCUGGGUCAUGUGAUACAUGGGGAAUAACUCGUUAUACAAACAGGGAUACAAACAGUGAUGAGAAUGAGCGUUAGAAAAUAUACGUUAGAUUUCGGUUGCGAAGGCGAAGGAAGGGUUGGGCUAUAGAUCAGUGACAAGCGAAAACAGACUGUCGGAUACUUGAGUAUUUGUUUUUUCAUCAUAAAUGUUAAUCCGUUUUUUAUUAGACGUGUAUACUAUAUAUGUGGAACAAAUUUUUCACAUGCUUUGUUUCCGAGAAUAUAAAUUUUUCGGAGUUACUGAGUUCGGGAGACCAGGACGGACCGGGAUCGUUUUUAUCAUUAUACGAACAUUUAAACAAUCUUUAGAUUUUGUUUCUUGUGCAACAUCUUCACAACAACUGGAAUAAAGGGACGUCGGGUGCCUAGUGAGACACCACAGAGAAAACAGUAAGAGCAAGGAAGAGUUACAGUUGCAAUGGGGCAAAAUAUAAAUUUGGAUUCGUCAAUGUCAAUAUCAAUCGCGAUUUGCAAGAGGGAUUCACAUGUGUCGCCUCAUGUACAAAUGUUAGUUAAUAUAUGAAUGGGAAAGUUUUUCAAUUUUGGCAUUGAUGUCAAAAUCAGAAAAUAACGACUGCUUGGGAUAAAUAUGUAAAUAUAUCAGUUGGAACUCUUAUUUCAUAGAAAUUCUAGAUUAUAAUUUUUGCAUUUAUAAUGUUUUACAAUUAAUCUUUUAACAAAAAUAGAAAAUGUGGUUGGACAUGCCUCCUAAUUGAGAUAUAGGGGAUGAGGGGUUGCAGUUUCAUAACUUGCAUUGCAACCAUUUAUCAUACUUUUGUAAACUGGAUUGAAGAUAUAUGAAGGCGCCAAGUAUAACAAAAUAAGUACGUCCGCGCUUGUUGCUUGGUAUCAGCUGAUUACUGGUUAGUAAAUAUAAUAGCAGACACAUAUGAAUACAAGUUAUUAGGAUCAUUUAAAUCUUGUAUAUAUACAGUAAUAGGGAGGAUUAAUCGUUCAUUGCCAACAUCGGAAAUUCUGUCAUUAAUGAUUACACAUGAUGAUAUGACUAUAUUUCUGUAUUGAAAUGAAAACAUUUAAGGCACAUUUUCUUAUGUAAAUAACUUCAUAUCAUUUUCAUUACAAACAAAUCUUUUUAAAAUGACUUUGCUCAAUAUAUAUACUUCACUCAGGCAAGUGACAACUAUGUUUAAUGAAAUAGUAGUUUUUUUCACAUUUCGUAGUACUACAAUUUGUGGUGGUAGGAUGACGCACCCGCCUUUUAGCAAGGCGCCCGGGGUCCGUUUCCCUGAUCAGACGUGAACAUAUAUUUGAUCACCUGGCCAUUCACGUGUGUUUUAUCCGGAUACUUUUGUUUCUCCUCAAAUUAAGACAAUCUGUGCUCUUCCAUUCGGGCCCAUAAGAGUGAUUGACAUCAGUUGGAAAACGUGUUACCAAUUGUUGUAAAAUCAACAAUGUAUACAUAUAUACUACAAUUUGUAAAAGUUCAUGUACCUUUCAAAAUAAUAUGAGAUGAAUCUUCCUCCCAAAGAGUUGAUAUGCCUCUAUUAUUGUUUGAGUUUUGUUCUAGUUUUAAGAUUGUAUACCAUUUUACCAUUUGAUAUGUAAGAUAUUCCCUACUGUGAAAACAUGAAUUGUCAAUUAAAUGUGUACAGCAUGAUUUAUUGCUUUUGAAUUCUGUCAAUUAAAUAAAAUUAAUUAUUGUCCUAUGUUCGAUGUGUUGCAUUAAUCAAUAUGUUAUUAAAUUAUGAAUCCCACAAAACUAUGUUGAAGGCCAUAGUAUCAUCUCCUCAAAAUUCAAUCACAGGGUUUACUGUAUUUGAAUUCAGAUAAGAACAUCAUGGGCAUUUCAAUAGGUCGUUACAACACCUGUACCUGUCUAAUAGAUUAACAAAAUUUACAUUCAUGCAUGAAUGUCUGAAGCUCUUGCUGCAUACACACAAAUACCUUGUCAUUGUUAACUGUAUCCCUUGUAUCUUGUUCAGUAGCUGUCUCUUCUUAAAAAGUUGUCCAUUAUUAUUACAAAGAGUGCUGCUUUUUAAAUAGGCGAAACGUCUCAUACCGUCCAUUUUGUGAGCGAAUAAACAGAAACUUAGCCCUAUGGGUAUCGAUCAGUCCAUUAUCUCACAGAAUGGACAGCUUUUCGGAAUUUCUCUUUUACAUACAGGAGGACAGGAUUUCCAUUUCCUUCGACAUCACACGCCAUUUCGAUCUUUCAAAGUCUUUUGCACUUAUAGAGUCACGUUUACAUGUUUGCAUGAGGUUACCGUUAUACGCGAUAGAACACCUCGAGCUGGCGUGACAAGUGUUGGAAAUUCUAUAUUACAAAUUCAUAAUGAUACCAGGCAACAGGAUGGCAGGGUGUUUGCUCAAUCAUGAAGUUUACCCCAUGCAUAUAGCAAAACUAGCCCCAAAACUGCGAAAAUCUAUGAAAGAUCAAAAUAUCAUGUGAUGUCGGAGGAAACGGCGAUCAUGUCCGUGAAAGGUGAAUAA